Molecule: messenger RNA, 759 nt
Organism: Bipolaris victoriae FI3
Lineage: Eukaryota; Fungi; Ascomycota; Dothideomycetes; Pleosporales; Pleosporaceae
Exons: 1
Coding region: 1-759 (252 amino acids)
Source: RefSeq, a predicted model, not a curated record
AUGAAUCUUUUUUACCUUCUCCUUUCGAUGGCCUCGGUAUCCUUCGCCGAGGUAGCAGUCGAUUGGUCGAUGACAGGAGUCGAUAUACUCAAUCCCAACACGACCUCAAACACCAAGAUUAGUGCCCGAGCAUUUCCUCUUGUACGGAGGAACCUUGGCCAAGUAGCUUGUGCAGCCGACACCCGAACCACCGUUGACGCACGCACCCACACUCGCCGUUACAACUACCGAACCAACCUUCUCUCAGCCGUAUGUCAAAACGACAUCGACUACACCGCGCGCUGCCAAACCGUAAUCCCCACAAACAACCACGCCAUCAUCACGCACCAAGAAAAAUGCGCCGCCGACGAAGUCUGCCAGCAAGUCUCCUACCGCAACUUUCUCGGCCAAACCUCCAGCGAAGUCUCGUGCGUGGAGAAAGAUACGCUGCCGAACCACCAAUUCGAAUGGUCCACGGACGCCUCGUCCGUUGACGAGAACCACUGCGGUCCUGGCUUGAAUAUAGUCCGUGAAGAGGACUCACUCACAGUCAGUGUUCAGUUUUACGGUGGCAAUCCUAGUUCGCAUGCGAGUAGGAAGUGGGUUCAUGAAGCGUGGCUUCAGAGUAAUAAGAGGAAGGAGAGGAUUCAAGAUAUUCGUGGGGUUAAUGGGUUGUAUUGGAAAGGUGCGGCGCAUACGGGGGAGACGAUUCAGGCGUGCUUUUUGCGCAGUGACGCUGGUGAUGCUACCAAUGCUUUGUUAAAUUGGGUUGAUGGGUAG